AUGCCGGACAGAGUAUCUUGGAAGUUUAAUAAUCUGCAGCGACUUCGUAGGCUUGAAGUUUUUCUUGGUUAUGUGAGUGAAGAAGGGAAGCCUUGGAGGCGUAGAAGCUACAAGAAUUUCCAUGUCUGCACGUGUGACAACGCGACUUUGGCAAACGACGUCAUUAUCAGCAAGUCCGGAUCUAAUAGUACUGUAUCGUCUGUUGGUGAUAAUGCAAAGUCUUCUGAUCUUACGCCAAUUUCAAGGAAGCGCCUUGCUAUUGAUUUUAACGAUGAGGUUAUUAUUGAAGGAGUGGCUCAUUCCCAGCAGUCCUGCACGGCUAAAAAUGCAAAAGUGAAGAUUGAGAAAUGA
Messenger RNA from Striga asiatica, 351 nucleotides. NCBI's taxonomy places the organism in Eukaryota, Viridiplantae, Streptophyta, Magnoliopsida, Lamiales, Orobanchaceae. The record is from the annotation of a GenBank genome assembly.